UUUGAUUGGCUGAUAUAAUCGAUCCAAGAUUACAGAGGUGGUGUUUGGUUUGCUCGAAAAUUCACUGUGAAAACUCGACAAUAUCUCUACUCCGAAUCCAUGGCGGUCACUGCGGCAUCUCCAGCUGCUUUUCUUCGAAAACUCGAGCACAAUCCUUACCCCACCAAGUCCCGAUUUCGUCGUGACUUUCCCGCCAAAAAGCCGUUAAGAAUUCUCGCCAUGGCCUCUAAAAAGAAGGUGAACAGAUACGAUGAGAAUUGGAAGAAAGAGUGGUUCGGAGCAGGAAUAUUCGUGGAGGGAAGCGAAGAGGUGGAGGUGGACGUUUUCAAGAAUCUGGAGAAGAAGAAGGUUCUGAGUAAUGUAGAGAAAUCCGGACUCUUGUCCAAGGCUGAGGAGCUAGGGUUUACGCUUUCCUCCAUAGAGAAGCUUGGGGUUUUCUCCAAGGCGGAGGACCUGGGCUUGCUCAGCCUCCUCGAGAAGGCGGCGAGCUUCUCACCGUCGGCGUUAGCAUCGGCUGCACUGCCCAUAUUCGUAGCUGCCAUAGCAGCCAUUGUUUUGAUCCCUGAUGACUCUUCGGCUCUCAUUGCGGUUCAGGCACUGAUUGCCGGCGCUCUUGUAGUUGGAGCUACCGGAUUGGUUGUUGGGUCGAUUGUGUUGGGUGGGUUACAGGAAGCCGAGUGAUUUUUCCCAUUGUGGUUUUGGUUUUGGUUUUUUCCUUCUUGGGUAUAAAUAAAUGUUGUAAGAAAUCUGUAUUAUACAAGCAUUUGUUGUAGUUGUUUUUUUGGUUUCUGGAAAAUAUUACUUUGUUAAUUUUUCUUAGUCAA
Vitis riparia (riverbank grape) is the source of this 824-nucleotide messenger RNA. RefSeq lists its product as uncharacterized. Lineage: Eukaryota; Viridiplantae; Streptophyta; Magnoliopsida; Vitales; Vitaceae. The transcript is spliced from 2 exons. The record is from RefSeq and is a predicted model, not a curated record. The coding region runs from base 100 to 681 and encodes 193 amino acids.